This is a messenger RNA of Gongylonema pulchrum, 318 nucleotides long. The record is from the annotation of a GenBank genome assembly. Lineage: Eukaryota; Metazoa; Nematoda; Chromadorea; Rhabditida; Gongylonematidae.
GUACUAUCUUCACUUUACUACGUCGUAACGCCGAAAAGCGACCCAACCGUUGCAUUGGUUUUUUUCGCCCUCUACGCUAUCAAUGUUAUUUAUGUCGGCUUUGCUAUUUCGGUUUUCCUGGAUUCUGCAUCAGGAAUCCAUUGGUCCCAGCUAUUCGUGCAUCCAUCACCGGAUGAGCCACUUACACUUGGUCAUUUUUUUGUAAUGCUCAUUGUCGAUGCUGCUAUUUUUGGCAUUAUAACCUGGUACAUUGAAGCACUGAACCCGGGCUUUGAUGGGGUGCCACAGAAGCCAUACUUUUUCCUUCAGGUACUUUAA